Molecule: messenger RNA, 6526 nt
Organism: Choloepus didactylus (southern two-toed sloth)
Lineage: Eukaryota; Metazoa; Chordata; Mammalia; Pilosa; Megalonychidae
Gene: POLG2
Product: DNA polymerase gamma 2, accessory subunit
Exons: 8
Coding region: 2417-3874 (485 amino acids)
Biological process (GO): mitochondrial DNA replication
Cellular component (GO): cytoplasm; mitochondrion
Source: RefSeq, a predicted model, not a curated record
AGGGCCAUUUUUAUGAAGAUCUAUUUAUUCAUAUUGCAAGAAUUAAAGUGAGAUUGAUGCAUAUAAAUUUGCAGUUCUAGGUUAAAUUGCAUAAAAGUUUUCUGUCAGUAGUUCUUACCUUAACUUUAGGUGGGUCAUUUAAAUCAAGCCUAUAAUGGUUUAAAUGAGAAAUAGUAAAACUGAUUAGUUUGUUCCUUUUACAAAAUUAUAAUUGGAAUGGCUCCAAAUAGCUUCUCUUUACAAAGAGAUCAAAUUCUUUUUCUUGGCUAUAUUGUUAGUUCCUGAAACUAAAACAAAACCAAGAUAUUACUGGUUUAACCACUGUAAGCAGUCUUUUUGGCCAGCUCUUGUUGACCAGGAGCUAAAUUUGAGUCUUUUUAAUUGAUUGCAUUUGUUUUCAGUGUUCUUAGUGCAGGUUAUAUGUAGCUUCUACUCUUCACAGGCUUCCUGAGGCUCGUAACUAGUCACAUUGAAAGUCUUUCCAAUAAUUCAGGGAACGCUAGAGGUCUUGAAACGAAGAUUUUCAUUUUCAGACAAGGAAAAAACCCUCAUCAAAAUUAAUGGUUAAUCAAGACAACACAACAUUACCAAAAAAGCAGUGAAAAUCAGUACAAGUUUUCAUAUUAGAUUUAACAUGGGUUUACUGCUUAGAAAGAUAGAAGGGAUAGCUUUAUAUUUAACUUGAGUUCACCAGUUAACUUUCUAAUCCUUUAUUUCAGUAAUGACUAGGUCUGAACGUCUUUACAGAGAGUCUGGUUAUGUUUCUUUUCAUUGAUUUUACCUGGAAAGAAGAUGUCUUCAUGAGAAUUCUUUUUAUUAAACCAAGUCUUAGUGGAAUUCACAUGUGAGGGAUGGGCACAGAGGUAUUUCUAGGACUAUUAAAUUGGAAACUGGUUUAGUUUCUCUUACUGAAAAGUGUUUAAUGGCAUGGGUAGUCAAAUUCAUUUUAAGAGGCUUUCUGGGUAGUUGGGACAUUUUUUAUUUUUUUUAACUUAAAUGUCUUAAUGUGGGCCUUUUAAUUUGUAAACAAUUAUUGAAAUGAUUGUGGGGCUGUGGAAGACAUUUACAUAUUUACCUUUUGAAUAAGCUUUAGAAGACUCCACUUUUUAGCAUGUAUGUUGUGUCCAACCUGUGGUUGUCUUAACUAAUAAAUGUGAUUUUUCUCCCCAUUCUUCUCUUAUACUUAUUUGCGUUUAGGCCUCUUUCCUGGUAAUGAGUUUGAUUCUGGGAAACUCAACCUGUUAAUAGUGCCCCACUUUGCACUUAAUUACUACGGUUUGUGUUCCAUCAAUACGUUUUAUUUUCUAGCUUGACCACUUUCACAUGUUUAUACAGGUGCUUGUGCCAAAAGAUUUCCUGUUCUAUGCCUUACUUAGACAUGAUUUAAAUAAAAACUGCUCUGCGUUACAUUUACUCGAUUGCUAAGCCAUUACCCUCUUCAUAAAUUGCCCUUCCUUGUAAUACAGUGACAUAUAGCAACUUUUCCCUUUCACCUGGACUAUGAUCUUUGAAAAUUUAGUUUUUCGAACUAGGAGUAGAAACCGAGAACUUUGUAAUAAGCCUUUCUUCUGAAUUUGGGCUGUGCCACUUUUCCACUAUCUGGUUGGGCAAUUAAGAUCUCUGUUUAAAUGGACUACUUUCUAAAGGCUGUCAUGUAAUCAUGGGUCCGUAUGUUUUAAAGAGGUAAAAGUCUUGCUAUCUAUUUUGAUGCCCAACCCUUAGAAGGGUCCUCUGGUAGAAGAAAUUGCCUACAUGUUAAGUGGGUCUCAAUGUACCUCAGCACCACUUGGAUGUCUUGUUAAAGCACCCCUGGUCCAAUGUAAGGUUUCUAACCUGUUCCCAAGCGAUGCAGAUGCUGGUCCUUUGAGAACCAUUGCAAUAUGGAAAGAAAGGUAACUUUCAAGGCAAGUAACUUCUCUGGGAUAGGCCAGCUGGUGUCAGCAUUUUCCUGGAGUUGCUGCGAAGGCAUGGGUCUCCAAACCAUCGUAAUGGACUGAAAAACUAAUAAUUUCCGUGUACACUUGGUGUUGCAAUAAAGAUAUUUGGGGAGGGAAAGUAAAGCCGACUCAACAGUGGCUAUGGCUAUAGUGAAGAGAAGAUGUAAUAAUCUCUAAAGGUGCUGACCAGGACGGAAAACAAGAACACCAAUGAGGGCGAGGCCUGAGCUACUUAAACGUAUAGAACGGCAAGUUAAAAGGGGAGAGAACCAGAUUUGCGUGCCCGGUGCCGUUCGGGGUGAAGAUUAGCCCGGGCGGACCCGGAACGCUGUGACGCGCUUCCGUGGGCGGGGCGUGCCGCCGGCGCGCACGCCGACUUCCGUCGCUCCUGCGCGGUUGGCUCUCGGAUGUGUGGUGCUGUCUGGUGAUUUCUUGGAUCUACUACCUGUGGGAGAUUGUGUUCUUUAACCGAGAGGAAGAUGUGUUCCGGUGUAGCCGUCAAGGCCUGCCGUAAAACCUGCAGGAGCCUGUUCCCUGGGUUUGGGAGUCGAGUAGGUGGGGGGCAGCUGGAGCGGUUGACGACCAGGAAUGGCUCCCUCGGAGGGCAGUCGCGGUCCUACGCGGAGCUCCCGUUGGGGAGCGAGCGGAGAGAAGCCCCCGAGGCUGGUGAGGGCAGCGACGCGCUGCUAGAGAUUUGUCAGAGAAGGCAUUUCCUCGGCGGAACCACGCGGCGGCUUAGCCGAGAGUCUCUCCUGAAAGGGUGCCACCCGGGUUUUGGACCCUUGGGCAUAGAGUUGCGGAAGAACCUGGCCGCAGAAUGGUGGUCCUCGGUGGUCGUGUUCAGGGAGCAGGUCUUCCCGGUGGACGCCCUGCACCACGAACCAGGCCUUGCGCUGCCAGGGGACUGUGCCUUCAGGUUAGUUUCUACAGAAACUCUACGCGAAAUCUUGCAAGACCAAGAGCUGAGUAAGGAACAGCUAGUAGCAUUUCUUGAGAACUUGUUAAAAACUUCUGGGAAACUACGGGAGAAUCUUCUGCACGGUGCCUUGAAGCAUUAUGUUACUUGCCUGGAUCUGGUAAACAAGAGGCUACCUUAUGGCCUUGCUCAGAUUGGAGUGUGUUUUCAUCCUCUCUCUGAUACUCAUCAGAUACCUAAUGGUGCUGAAAGAGUCGGGGAAAAGACUGAAGCUUCUCUGGUAUGGUUUACUUCUCCGAGAACUGCAAGCCAGUGGCUUGAUUUCUGGUUACGUCAUCGACUCCUGUGGUGGAGAAAGUUUGCAGUGAGUCCAUCUAACUUCAGCAGCAGUGAUUGUCAGGAUGAAGAGGGACGAAAAGGAAACAAACUUUACUACAAUUUUCCCUGGGGAAAGGAGCCAAUAGAAUCCCUGUGGAAUCUAGGAGAUCAGGAACUUUUACACACAUAUCCUGGAAAUGUGUCAAAAUUACAUGGCCGAGAUGGACGCAAAAAUGUGAUUCCUUGUGUUCUAUCUAUAAAUGGAGACCUAGACCGAGGCAUGCUGGCUUAUCUCUAUGAUUCUUUCCAGCUCACAGAGAAUCCCUUUACAAAGAAGAAAAAUCUUCAUAGAAAGGUACUUAAACUUCACCCUUGUUUAGCCCCUAUUAAGGUUGCUUUGGAUGUGGGAAGAGGCCCAGCAGUGGAACUAAGACAGGUCUGUCAAGGGCUAUUUAAUGAAUUAUUAGAAAAUGGAAUUUCUGUGUGGCCUGGUUAUUUGGAAACUGUACACUCCUCAUUUGAACAACUUUAUUCAAAGUAUGAUGAAAUGAGUAUCCUCUUCACAGUUUUGAUUACUGAAGCUACUUUGGAGAAUGGCUUAAUACAUCUAAGAAGUAGAGACACCACAAUGAAGGAAAUGAUGCAUAUAUCUAAACUAAAAGACUUUUUAACUAAGUAUAUAUCAUCAGCUAAGAAUGUAUAGAUUUUAAUAUUUGUAUAAUAAAUAUUCUUCUUUCCUAAUUUGGUUGACUUAUGUUAAUUUAGUUUUUUGUUUGUUUUGUUUUUUAGUCCUUUUGCACUUAUGAAGUGGAUGUUUUUUGGUGCUUUAUUUGAUUCAGUUUUUAUUACUUGUAUUGCUUUAUGCAUUCUAUUGUAUUUCUUGAUGCCUCUAGUUGUAUGUUCAGCUAUAAGAAAUAAAAACUUCUACCAAAAUGGAUUAAACCAUAUUUUUCCCCCUAAUGUAACAAAUCUAAUGGGUAGACUGUCCAGAGCUGGUAUAGCUGUUUACUCUAUUUCCAUCGUUGUGUUCUACUAUCUUUAGUAGAUUGGCUUUUAGGUUUAUAAUUGUUUCCUCUGGUCACAAGGUGGCUGCUGCAUCUCCGGCCUUUUCAUCCACUUUUUUAGUUAGGAGAAAUGUAAAAGAGACAAGGUCUAGCCAGCCAAGUCUCUUCCCUUUUAAAUCAGGGAAGUAAAAACUUUUCCAGGUGUCCCACUCAGAAGAUUUGUUUACAUCUCAUUGAUUCUAUAGUCAUUCCUAGGCCAGUCACCAUCCAAGGCAAUAAGAAUAGCAUGAUUAAUUUAGACCAAACACAGUAUAUCCCUUGGGGCAAAAGUAGGGGUUUACUCUCUGAAGUGGAUUUUGUUAUCAGGAAAGAAGUUCAAAUACCAAAGAUUAACCUUAAAAAAUUAGAACAUAUUGGAAAAGCAAGCUAAAGUAAAUGUUAGAUUUUUUUGUGUCAUAAUAUAGUUCUUGCAGUGUUCUUCAUGUAUAAUUUUAAUAGAUAACUUUAUAAGAAAUCUUUGAACUUUAAUGUGCCUAUUAUGUUUGUGUUUAAAUAUCCUAUCAGUAUCAACCUAACAAAAAUUCCAACUCAGAAUUUGUGUAAAGUAUCUUGAAAGAUGGCUGACUUGUCUCCAUAGUUUUGAAUGUUUGUUUUUAUUAUUUCUAUUUAUUUGCUUUUACUAUGGAGAAUUUCAAACAAACACAAACACAAACAUAUGUAAUUGAUCCUAUGAACUUAUCACCCAUCACGAACAACUAUCAACCCAUGGCCUUUACUGCUCCACCACCACUCUUUCAUAUUAUUUUGAAGCAAAUUGCAGACAUAUUUCAUCUAUAAAUAUUUUAGUUAAGGACCUUUUGUUAACAUAACUACAAUACCGUUAUUCACACCUAAAAAAUUAACACUAGAUGACAUUAGACAUUAAAUUAUUGAUAAGUUUCUUGGAUGUGAUAAUGGAUUAUGAUUAUAUUUUCUUUUUAAAAAGCUUUUAUUAAUAGACACACAUUAUUAAGUAUUUUGGGAUGAAAUUAUAUGAUAUAUGAGACAAUUUAAAAUUCAACAGUAAAAUAAAAGUAGUAGGAGAUAGAUGAAACAAGAAUAGCAUUGAGUUGUUGAAGCUGGUUGAUCUGUACAUUGGGGUUUCAUUGUACUGUCUAUUUUUGUGUAUGAGAAUUUUCAUAAUAAGUUUAAGAAAACAAGUCUUUAAUAUCAAAUAGUUUCCCACUGUCUUAUAAACUCAUACAAUUUUUAUACUGGUUGUGUGAAUUAGGAUCUAAAUAAGGCCCAUACAUUGAGAUUGAGUAUUAGGUCUCUAAAGUCUCUUUUAUCCCAUAGAUUUGCUCUCCAUGUAUAUGUGUAUAAUUUUAUUUAUUUGUUUGUUUUAAGAAACUGGGUUGUUUAUUAUGGGAUUUUCCACAGUCUGGAUUUUGCUUAUUGUAUUCCAAAGGUAUUGUUUAACAUGUACCUUUCUUUCUUCUAUUUCCUGUAAAUUGGUAGUUAAAUCCAGAGGCCUGAUCAGCUUCAAUUUUUUUAGCAAGAUUAUUCCAUAGAUUGUUGUAGAGAGCAUAUUGUUGGAUCUUGCCUUUUGAUCCAGUCUGAGAAUUUCUGUCUUUAAAUUAAUAACCUUAACUCAAUUACAUUUAUUGCAGUUACUGAUAUAUUAAGAUUUAGUUCUGCCAUCUUGUUCUCCAUUUCUCAUUUUACUAUUUCCGUACCUUCAUUAUUUCCCCCUCUCCUUCCUUUUCUGCUUUUAUUGGAGAUCUUCCCUGGCUUAAAACUUAAACCUUGCUUGUUCUUUUGGUGGUUAUCUUUAGCUUCAGACCCAUACUCAUGUUCAUUUACCCUACUGUUUGCUUGAAUUUGUCAAUUUGUUUAUUCCUCCAAAAGGACAAAUACUUUAGAAUACUCCCAUAUUCCUUUGGUCUUCUCUCGCCAACCCCAAAUCAUAUAUGGAUAUAGUAAAAAAAUUUGUUUUCUUUUCUUUUGUGCCCUCCCCCCCUGCCCUUUUAAUACACAAUAAUAAAAAAUUAGCAAAGUAGCUGAUCACCCUUAUUUCCCAUAUCUCUUGCACAAUCUUCUAGAUUUUUUUCUUUAAUUAUUUGAGUACUCCCAAAAGUAUUUUCAGUAUGCCUUUGUGUGUCAUAAUUUCUGAGGCCUUAUAUACCUGAGAUUAUUUUUUUUUAUGCCCUCACUUCUGAAUGACAGUUUAGCUGGAUAUAAAAUUCUGGGUUGAAGUUAUUUUUCUUCAAACUUUAAAACAUUACUUCAUUGUCUUGUUGCAUCUAUUGGUGGUGGUGAGAAAUUGGAUAUCAGUGUCAUUCUUACUCCUUUGCAGAUGAUUUUCUUUCAUU